UGUCCCGCAAUGCUCGUAAAGUGUGCACGAGUCUUUGUUGCCUUUCUAUGCUUUGGAGGAUUUCUUAUACAAGGUUGGGAGCUCUUUGUCAAAUUCAUUGGAGGAACAACCACCAUAGCUAUAUCGAAUCUUCUCCCUGAGAAUGGACAAUUGAAUCUGCCUCGAUUUUCAAUUUGCUUUGACCCACCGACAACUUUGGGUCGACUUUCUGAACUGGGUCUUACCCCAAUGUCCUGGAGCACGAUGCAACUGAGAACUGAUUAUAAUGGAAGCGUCACUUGGCCUAUUACCUCUAAAAACAACACCGAUCUUUUCGAUCGGUCAAUGUUUUCAUUCGAUGAAGUAUUCAAAAAAAUACGAUGGUUGAACCGCACUGUGACUGCGACGGACAUCCAAAACUAUAAAAUGGCGAAUACGAUGAAUUCGGGGAAAUGUUUUACUUUCCUCCUGGAUGAAACGCCAGUGACAAAAGAUUCUCAAGUGUUACUUGAGAUGAAAAAUGUUUUUGGCAACCAAUCUGGACGGUUUAGAAUAUUCUUGCAUGAUCGCGGCAUGGAGCUUUUGUUAAUAAACCAGGGUUGGGUGGCCAAUAAAAAGUUCGUUUAUGAUGUUUCACCGGGAAGAUCUGUGGAUAUCGCAAUGAGGAAGAACGUUUUUAAGAAGCUUCAAAAAUUGAGUAAUGCUGAUCUUGGAUGUCGACCGGAUUGGAGCUCCGUGGAGUAUUUCGAAUGCAUUGAUAAACAUAUGGAGAAUAUCACAUCACAUUUUAAAUGCCGUUCACCUUUCGAUAUUUCUUUGAACCAAUCUGCGAUAGCUGCCAAAAAACCGAUUUGCGCGUCCUUUAACGACACAAGAUCAAUAUUUUUAUCUCAGAGGAAGGCUUUUUGGUCGAAGACAUUGUCGGAAAUAUGCCCUCAAUAUUGCAAUCUUGUAUCGUAUUCGGCAAGUACGAGUGAGUUCAACCUAUUUGGAAUAGACGAAACCGUGGUUUUCUUGAGUUUUGAAACGCUUGUGACGACAUUGGAAGAAGAAGUACUCGUGUAUGAUCUAAUCUCCAUGAUAUCUUCGGUUGGCGGGAGCAUGGGAUUGUUCUUGGGAUUUUCUUUUCUUGAGAUGGCUUUCAAACUGAUUCACGCCUUGCAGGAACAUAUCAGCAACAUAUACUCGUAAGUGGCAAGAUAUCAGCCAAUCCCAUGGAAAUGAAUAAUAGACAAAUCAUUGAUAUCCUAAGUUUGAACUCCUUCAUGCCUAAAACAGUAUCAAUCAUAUGAGGACAGUUUACUCUUUGGGAAAGACAGCAAAAUUGAGAGAGUUGCAAUUGGACAAUCAAUACCUGUCGUCAUGGGUUGAAUCCAAACCAAAAUAUUUUCUGUGAACAAAAGCAUCCCCAAGAACAAUAACAGUAGGCUCCAGAAGAGAAUCAAUUAUAUACCAUAACAUCCGUAUAAAUUCAAAACAUUUUAGAACACUUUUAGCCGUUUAGUCAUUUGAGUUCCCAUCUGUUUCCUUCUUUACAAGAUUUUCGUAGUUGGGCAUAUUUUUACAUACGUGCAACAAUAAGAAGUUAUCUUGCAAUGUUAUUGUAUGGACAAAUAAUUUCCCACUGUACAUUCUUAUUCUCCAAUCUAUAUUCAUCAACAUUUCCAACACCUACAGCCAUUAUACUUGCCCACCCAGUUAUUUUAUUCUAUGUACUCGCUACUACUAAGAAGCUCCCCGACAGACCCAAUAGCUUGUUCUUCAUCUUCUGCUUGCCUCAUCCACCAUUUUAUCUCAACAAAGGUCAUCAUUAAAUGA
Molecule: messenger RNA, 1797 nt
Organism: Tigriopus californicus
Lineage: Eukaryota; Metazoa; Arthropoda; Copepoda; Harpacticoida; Harpacticidae
Exons: 5
Coding region: 10-1170 (386 amino acids)
Biological process (GO): sodium ion transmembrane transport
Cellular component (GO): membrane
Molecular function (GO): ligand-gated sodium channel activity
Source: RefSeq, a predicted model, not a curated record